Messenger RNA from Malania oleifera, 1042 nucleotides. Its product is annotated as light-harvesting complex-like protein OHP2, chloroplastic. The record is from RefSeq and is a predicted model, not a curated record. Gene Ontology annotation, cellular component: chloroplast thylakoid membrane. The transcript is spliced from 2 exons. Lineage: Eukaryota; Viridiplantae; Streptophyta; Magnoliopsida; Santalales; Ximeniaceae. The coding region runs from base 73 to 843 and encodes 256 amino acids.
GAACAAAAGGGAAAGAAGUUGGCGACGCACAAGGUGAAGGUACUACGGACGUGUAGCCGGGGGGAACACCCAAUGCGCCCUUUGAAACUUGGCCUCAUGUUAUCCACAAAUUACUUGCAGAAGCAGAGAAGCUCUCUCAUUCUGAUAACACUCCCCCACCACACCACCCCAAUGCCGUCCACUCCUUGUCUUCUCCAGCGUCUGUCUAAUCCGAUUAAAGGCCAAGACAAACCCAAAACCUACUUUAACAAAACCCUGAACCCAAAAUUAAAAGUAAAACAUAUAAUACAGAAGACAGAGAAAAUGUCUGUGGCAUCUUCAAUCCCCUGUAUCAAAAUCCCACCUUCAUCCUCAACCAGUUCUUCCACCUCCUCUUCUUCUUCGUCAUCAUCAUUGCCUUCUUCACUUAGGUUCCCUGGCGCCCCCAGGCAUUCAAUUUUCACCAUCAGAAGCGCCCAAACUGAUCAGGGCCCUCUCAGAAGACCCGCCGCUCCUCCUCUCCGAGAACCCUCCCCUCCUUCUCCUGCUCCUCCUCCCACUUCUCCGUCUCCGUCGCCGUCAUCUCCCCCGAAGUCGGCUUCCGCCGUGGACGCGACUAAGAUUACGUUGGAGUUUCAGAGGCUGAAGGCAAAAGAGCUUCAGGACUACUUCAAGCAGAAGAAGCUUGAGGAAGCAGACCAAGGUCCCUUCUUCGGCUUCCUCCCCAAGAAUGAGAUCAGCAAUGGCAGAUGGGCUAUGUUUGGCUUUGCGGUAGGGAUGCUGACAGAGUUUGCAACAGGCUCAGACUUCGUUGAUCAAGUAAAGAUCCUUCUCUCCAACUUUGGGAUAGUAGACCUGGAAUGACCUAUUUGCUUGAUAUUUAAGGACAUCGAUGCUUCUGAUUGCUGUAAUUUCUUUAGUCAUAUCCAUUGUUCGACUCUCAUCAACCAUAAAAUAUAUAUAUUUUUUAAUAUUCAGUUUCAAGAUUAAUUUCUUCUCAUGAUCUGUAUUCUCACUAUUCAUUUGAAUUGGAAUAUAUAUACACAUGCAGCUUAUUUUUUUA